Messenger RNA from Schizosaccharomyces japonicus yFS275, 1745 nucleotides. Its product is annotated as GTPase-activating protein gyp1. The record is from RefSeq and is a predicted model, not a curated record. Lineage: Eukaryota; Fungi; Ascomycota; Schizosaccharomycetes; Schizosaccharomycetales; Schizosaccharomycetaceae. The transcript has 3 exons. The coding region runs from base 110 to 1474 and encodes 454 amino acids. Gene Ontology annotation, molecular function: 14-3-3 protein binding. Gene Ontology annotation, cellular component: Golgi stack.
UUCUUAGUGGAUUUUCCCAUCUGCUUACUCAUUAAUUAUGUUCGCGUCUUGAGUUUAGCCGCUCACUCUUAGAGUAUCUUACUACCAGUAUGGACAAUUCUUGUUUGUAAUGACAGAACAGAAUACCCGUCCGUCCGCGAUUGACUGUUCCGAAAGUAAUGUAGGUAUUCGAUCCAAAAAAAGACAUUCCUAUUCAAAUUCGCUAUCUCUAAAGAAAACACCGAGUCCGGAAAUUGACAAAGAAAGUACAACAAGCAAAGUUGCUCAGUUUUGCAACCGGUCGUUCAAUGCUUUCAGAAACGCUCUUGGUAAAAAAGUGAGACCUGGGGCAAAUCAUUUCAAGGCAUUAGAUCCGUCUUUUAUGCAAGCACGAGGCCCAAAGUCAGCUCCAUUACAUACUUUGCGGAGAAGUAUGUCCAUUGACUCAACGGAACGAACUCGAUGCUCGAUUGAUCGUCCUAGAAGCGCAACAAACACUCCUAUUAAAAUGCCAGUGUCUGAAGGAGUCCGUUUGGAAAAAAUGACAGCUCUUUUGGAGCAGCCCAUUGUUGAUUUAAAUGCUUUGCGGAAGCUUGCAUGGAAUGGCAUCCCUGUACAGCUACGUGGAAAAGUAUGGAAGCUUCUAUUAGGUUAUAUGCCAAGCAAUGCCGUCCGGCGUGAUGAUACUCUUGUGCGUAAAAGAAAUGAGUACAAUGAAACAGCGAACUCUCUCUUCGUGACAGGCAAUGAAACAUUGGAUGCAUCUUUAAAGCAUCAAAUACACAUUGAUGUCGAAAGAACACAUCCCACCUUGAAGCUGUUCCAACAACCAGUCGUUAGAGGGAUGCUCGAAAGGAUUCUGUACGUUUGGUCUAUACGGCAUCCCGCAAGUGGUUAUGUCCAGGGCAUAAGUGAUCUAACCACCCCAUUUCUUUUUGUGUUCCUUAAUAGUAUGAACGAAAUUAACGAAGACACAUCCGACAUUGAAAAUCGUGUCUCGAAGGAGGACCUUCUUACGGUUGAAGCAGAUACAUAUUGGUGUCUCUCUAAACUUCUUGACGGUAUCCAGGACAAUUACAUCCAGUCUCAACCGGGUAUCUAUCGACAAGUCAUGAAACUUCAAGAGCUCACACAGCGCAUCGACGUUGAUUUAAUAAAUCAUUUCAACGCUCAAGGAAUUGAAUUUAUGCAGUUCAGCUUCCGAUGGAUGAACUGUUUACUGAUGCGGGAAUUUGCAUUGCGACACAUUAUUCGUAUGUGGGACACUUACAUUGCUGAAGGCUUAACUGGAGUUUCAGAUUUCCACGUAUAUGUUUGCGUUUCCUUACUCAUUAAAUGGUCGGAACAGCUUCAAACAAUGGACUUUCAAGACUGUAUUAUCUUUCUACAGUCACCGCCUACCCGAAAUUGGUCUGAUAGCGAGGUUGAGGUUCUGUUAAGUGAAGCAUACCUGUGGAAGUACUUGUUUAGCGAUGCCUGUGCUCACCUCAAGUGAGAACUGUAAUGAUGAUGAGCGCUGUUCUCAACUACUCGCUCCUAUUGCUGCUGCUGCUCUUAAUUCUCAAACCCUCUUUAGCCGGCAAACUAUCCCACUCUUACCCUUCGUCUCUCUUUCUUCAUCGUCACCACCCUCAGCUUCUUCCGUUCUCCGUCAUAUGAAAUCUAUUGCGUUAACUUUAUGUGUGCUUUCUUAUUCAUUAAAUAAACGAGGAAUAAUGCCCUACUCGUAGUAAUUGAAGUAUAGUGCUCCCCUUCGUCAUCCAUAA